AUGGCUACAGCUCGCGAUGACAGAGAUGAAGAAGAAAGCCUACGAGCCAAAAUAACUGAAUAUUUUGUCAGCUGUCCAUUAUGCCUUGAGGAGUACAAAGACCCGACAGAUUUACCAUGUAGGCAUACAUUUUGUAAAGAUUGUCUGAAGACUUACAUUUCAAACCCAACACCAGGAAGUAAAUUCCGGUGUCCUGUGUGUCAGAAAGAGACUGAAGUUCCUAAAGAUGGACUUGAGGGCUUCACUCACAAUUUCUUCAUUGAAAGCUUGCAGGACACUGUACUUCAGCCAACACAUAAGAAAAAGUGCAGCUCUUGUGUUUUGUUGUCCCAAACUGAAACAGUGGCUACUUCAAAAUGUAUCACCUGCCAUGACUACCUAUGUGAGAGGUGUUCUUCAUUCCACUGUGCUACCACACUCACUAAAGAUCACAGAGUACUCACUUUUCAACAACUUCAAAGCAGUGAGUAUCAAAAAGAAAUCCAAGAGCAGCAGAAGAUUAUCUGCCCAGAACACAAAGGUGAGAUGAUACGAUACUUUUGUUCAGACUGCAAUGUCCCCAUUUGUCGUGACUGCAAAGAUCUACACCAUGAUGGUCACAAACUUAUCUCCCUUGAAAAAGCUGCAGAGAUGGUGAAACCAAAACUUCAGACCAAAUUCUGUGGCAUGGAGAAAAACUUUGAAAAGGGUGAGAAAACAAUAGAUAAAAUUGAUGAAAUAUUGGGAACCCUCCAAGAAAAUGAAAGCUUUGUUCAGCAGGAGAUCAAAGCUCGUGCAGCUCAUCUACGUCAACUGGUAGAUCAACGAGAGAAAACCUUACUACAGGAGCUUCAUCAAACCACCAGCACUCAAAGAAAUAAUUUACAAAUUUCCCGCAAAAACUGCAGUGCCACUUGCUCCUCUAUCAAAACCACAACAGAUGUAGUAAAGAACAUCCUUCAACGUGGUGCCCCCAUAGAUGUCCUCAUGCUACAACACCAACUUGGACAGAGACUAGAUGAGCUACAGUCCACUUCAGCUGUGGAUGAUAUUCCAGAGGAACUAAAACUCACACUUACCACCAACACAGAAGUGGACCAAGAGAUAUCCAGUGGGGCUGGCCUGGGGAAUGUGCGGAUAUCUAGACAACCAGCUUUGCCCAAGCUCAAACCACAGGCUGUAUGUAUGCUAGAGUUUGACACUGGCCCUGAGGUGACAGUGGACAUUUCAGUGAGUCCAAACAGGGAGUAUGUUACUACACAUGGUUGGAAGAACAAGGUCAAGGUUUGUAGUUCAGAUGGUACAGUAAGGCAAGAGUUCACAAGUGUCUCAGACACACAGUUGAAACAUCCAGCAGGGAUCUGUCACUUCCCUGAUGGAAGGAUGGUUCUAUCUGAUACAGACAAUAACAAACUGUUCAUCCUGUCACCACAGUGGGAAGUACAGCAAACUGUAGAUGUCAGCAACCCAUGGGGUGUGGCUCUCAAUAACAGCUGCACUAAGAUUGCUGUGGCACAGGGUAAGAAAGAAAAGUCUGUGAGUGUGUUCAGUAUUGAUAUCAAAGGGAAAAUAACUUUAACUGAUGUGAUAAAGAACAAAGAUGGGAAGCAGUUGUUCAAUUAUCCAUAUAAAGUGGCAUAUAUGAGCAAUGGGUGCCUUGUUGUCAGUGAUACAUCACCAAACAAACUUCACAUUCUAACCCCAUCUGGUGACCCACUGUAUCAGUACACAGGACCUGAUAAUCAGUUAGGUACACCUGAUGGUGUCUGUGUUGAUGAAUAUGACAACAUACUGGUCACUGAUCGCGAUAACCACUGCAUACACCUUGUAUCCCCAGAUGGGAAGUUCAUCCAGUACAUAGCAACCAGAGCUGAUGGACUAUAUUAUCCAUGGGGAUGUACCAUCAACCAGGAUGGAGACCUGGUUGUGGCUCAAGGGAAUGGGAAAGUGAAAGUAUUCCAAUACUUGGAAAAAUGCUAAGAAACUGAACAAUAUGUACUUUUCUGACAUAUUUCAAAUAAUGUAGUAUACAAGAUAACAAAGCAUCCAAAUGGAAAAACAGAAAGCAAACAAGACAGCUGUCAUAUGUACAGACAAAAAGCAGAAAAGAAUAAUGCACAGAAUAGGACAUGGUCAAUUCUGAUGCAAUAAUAUGUUACGCUUAACUGCAAAAUCAACAUCAUAAUUUAAUUAUGCCCAACAGAUAAUACCAAUUAAAGUAAAAGCAUAAGGCUUCAGGCCCAUGAGAGUUCAAGUUAACACUUAAAAAUGCCAGAAUGAGAAAAAUGAAAAUUCCACAAAAAUUGCAUUAAUUCAAUAAUAAAUGAUAAUCCUAUAGAGUGGGUUUUCUUAUUUGAGCUGUAUGUCAAUCCUAAAUCGUUCUUGUAAGUUAAAAAAUUAUAAAUAACACAGUUUUCUUUUUAUCAUAACAUUUGUGAUGACAAUGCAUGGGUAGUUUUUUGUCAAUUUUGAUGCAAUAUUACAUAAUGAUUAACUGUAUAAUUACCACCAACUUUUAAUUAUCUUCUAUAAAUAACAUGGCCAUUAAUGAUAAGGUUUGUUUCUGCACUUGUUUUGUUGUGCCUAGCUUUUGUUUGUAAUAUAUAUAUUAUAUAUAUAUAUUAUAUAUAUAGUAAAUUUUAAUUAGUUAUUUGUCUAUGCCAUAUUGUUUGUUUAAAUGUCAUGUUAAGGAAUUAUAUACAUUAAGUUUUUUUUAAACAACUUUUAUAUGUUUGUUACACUACUUAACAAUGUUUACAAAUGUAGUUAAUUUAUUAUAAACUUAUUGUUAAGAACUUAAGGAACUAAUCAAUGUAAUUACAAGCAUGUUUUUAUAAUUUAUCUAUAUAUCUUUGCACGUAUCUUGAUCUGUAUGUCUAUACAUAUAAAUUUAAUUAUUUUUUUUGUUUGUUUGUGACAAGAAUCAUAAAAAAUGUUAAUGGAAUGGGAAGUAAGUAUUAUUAUAGUAAAUAUCCUUGGUCAAUAACAUAAUAUACAUUUAUUAAAGGGUUCAAUUUAACAUUAUCAACUUAAAAAGCUUCAGUGUUACUAAUAAGUUUGUUUUAUUG
Messenger RNA from Lingula anatina, 3047 nucleotides. RefSeq names its product E3 ubiquitin-protein ligase TRIM56-like. Gene Ontology annotation, cellular component: nucleoplasm. NCBI's taxonomy places the organism in Eukaryota, Metazoa, Brachiopoda, Lingulata, Lingulida, Lingulidae. Gene Ontology annotation, biological process: innate immune response; positive regulation of type I interferon-mediated signaling pathway. The record is from RefSeq and is a predicted model, not a curated record. Gene Ontology annotation, molecular function: ubiquitin protein ligase activity; zinc ion binding; protein binding.